AUGACAACUGUUAUGUAUGAGAUAAAAAUAAGAUAUAAAAUAAACAACUACACUCCGACAAUAAAAAUCAUUGAUGAACCACAUUUUUCAUGCUGCUUUUUUUAUAACAUUCUUUACCUUUCUCUUCCUUACACCUUUACCUCAAACUUAACUACCAAUGUUGAAAAACGCGAGCUGUCAGAUUUUGAGUAUGAAGGUAUUGUUUGGCUCUCAAAAGCCAAUCAUACUCUAACUGACAUCGCAAACCGUAUGAACAUUCCUAGAACUAUAGUUUUCAAUACAAUAAAGCGCUGGGAGACUACUGAAACAGCCAAGACAAAGACCAGACCUGAGAGACCAAAGAAACUUAGUGUAACAAAUAUUACAAGUCUUUGUUUGAGUGUGAGAUGUAAUCCUUUUGAGAGUUAUAGAUACCACCAGGCAAAUUUGGGAGCUGCUGGCGUUAUUGUCUGUAGACAGACAGUUAUCCGAUAUCUAUGA
Molecule: messenger RNA, 480 nt
Organism: Phycomyces blakesleeanus NRRL 1555(-)
Lineage: Eukaryota; Fungi; Mucoromycota; Mucoromycetes; Mucorales; Phycomycetaceae
Product: Homeodomain-like DNA binding domain-containing transcription factor
Exons: 3
Coding region: 1-480 (159 amino acids)
Source: RefSeq, a predicted model, not a curated record